This is a messenger RNA of Nerophis ophidion (straightnose pipefish), 940 nucleotides long. RefSeq lists its product as uncharacterized. Bases 227 to 940 code for a protein of 237 amino acids. NCBI's taxonomy places the organism in Eukaryota, Metazoa, Chordata, Actinopteri, Syngnathiformes, Syngnathidae. Gene Ontology annotation, molecular function: protein dimerization activity. The transcript is spliced from 3 exons. The record is from RefSeq and is a predicted model, not a curated record.
UUUUGAUCAUAUCCCCUGCUUUGCGCACAGUCUCCAGCGUUCUGUCACUGUUUGUCUGCACAACAGUGCGUUUGACAACAUCCUUUCCAAGUGCAGAAAAGUUGUCGGGCACUUUAAACACAGUCCAGCAAAUGCAGCAGAAUUAGAGCAAAAACAAGCUGAACAUGGACAUAAGAAAGAGGCCCUUGUGCAAGAUGUUCCUACCAGAUGGAAUUCAACUCUGGACAUGAUAAAAAGCAUCCGCAGAAAUGAACAUCCUCUGAGUGACGUCCUCACCACAAGCACCAAGAUUGCCAUGCCAACUCCAGCUGAAAUGGACAAGCUGCAGAGGUUGGAAACGCUACUGGAACCUUGCAGGUAUUUGACUGAACUUUUGGGAGGAGAAAAGUAUGUGUCUUGCUCUGUGGUUCUCCCUGCUUUUUGCCAUCUCUUUCGGGUGAUGGAGAGCUCAGAUGAUGACCCCACCUACGUGACCAAGUUCAAGCCUACAUUUAGAGAGGAUCUAGAGACACGUAAGGGAAAUGCCAACAUUGCAUAUCUGAAGAUUGCUACUGCAUUGGACCCUAGGUUCAAGGCCCUCAAGUGCAUCCCCAGAGCUGAGAGGAGUGAGGUGUGGGCCUCAAUCACCAACUUACUGAAGGAAGACAUGGUUACUGCAGAGAAACCUAUGCAAGAAAAAACCUCAGAGCCACCAAAGAAAAAGUUAACCCUGUUGGCUGCUUCAUCUGAGUCUGAUUCUGAACAUGAAGAAGACUCAAUUGAGAACAGUGUGCAUCGAUACAGAGUAGAACCUGCCAUAAAUUCAGAUUUCUGUCCAUUAGAGUGGUGGUCCAACCAUGCAGGUUCACACAGCAGGCUGGCCCCAUAUGCACAGAAGUACCUGGCCACACCUGCAACCUCUGUCCCCUGUGAAAGCAACUGGCUCAGCGCAGAAGAGUAA